AUGGCAGGCGAAUAUGAUACAGCAAUAACGGUUUUUUCACCUGAUGGUAGAUUAUUUCAAGUUGAAUAUGCUCAAGAAGCCGUUAAAAAAGGAUCAACAGCUGUUGGUGUACGUGGCGCAAAUAUUGUUGUAUUAGGUGUCGAAAAAAAAGCCGUUGCCGUUUUACAAGAAGAUCGUACCGUUCGUAAAAUAUGUGUGUUAGAUGAUCAUGUUGCUAUGGCAUUUGCCGGUUUGACUGCCGAUGCUCGUGUAUUAAUGCAUCGUGCACGAAUCGAGUGCCAGAGUCAUCGUUUAAAUGUUGAAGAUCCUGUAACAAUUGAAUAUAUUACACGUUACAUUGCUGAUUUACAACAAAAAUAUACUCAGGGACGAGGACGAAGACCGUUUGGUCUAUCAACAUUAGUUGUUGGAUUUGAUUAUGAUGGCAUACCGAGACUAUAUUCCACAGAUCCAUCUGGUACCUAUCAUGAAUGGAAAGCAAAUGCGAUUGGUCGUCAAGCCAAAACCGUUCGUGAAUAUUUAGAAAAAGCUUAUACCGAACAAAUAUAUGAAUCAGCUCAUGAAACAAUUAAAUUGUGUUUACGUGCUCUUUUGGAAGUUGUGCAGUCGGGCUCAAAAAAUGUUGAGAUAGCCGUUAUGUACAGACAUAAACCCUUGAAAACAUUGCAGACAGAUGAAGUUGAGAAAUAUAUAGCCGAAAUUGAGAAGGAAAAUGAAUUAGAAGCCGAAAGGAAAAAACAGGCCAAACAACAAAUGGGCGGCCAAGCACAACCGACAACAACCGGGCCAUCGACAACAGCAUCGAAAAAAGAAUAA
Didymodactylos carnosus is the source of this 816-nucleotide messenger RNA. NCBI's taxonomy places the organism in Eukaryota, Metazoa, Rotifera, Eurotatoria, Philodinida, Philodinidae. The record is from the annotation of a GenBank genome assembly.